AAAAAAGCUGGAAAGUCGAGGCUCGCCCUCCCCUCUGCCCGCCCAGCCCCGGCACCGGGGUCCGGCACUUGCUCCAGGAGGCUUGGAGAGGCUGGGGGCACCCAGCCCCGAGCUGACCAAAGGCACUGAUGGCUGUUUGUUGAUUUAUUUUAUUUUUAUUUUAACUUCUUUUUGCUUUUCCCUCUUAUUUUCUGGUGCUGCACGUCCUCUCCAGGCAGCUGGCGUGCCCAGUUUCCAGGGUUGCUGCCCGCUCCGGGGCUCGGCGCGGGACGCCGGCUCAGCGCUGCUUUCCCUAAGAGCCUGGGCAGUUUCUCAAGGCCCCCGUCUUUCCCCUGAUCCCUGCAGAUGUUGUAGAUUAGGAUCAAAUGCGAGUGUUGCCUUUACCCUAGGAACGGGGCUGCUCUGCUGCUCCUGGGCUAGGGGGAUCUGCAGGGCUUUAUCGCCACAGAAAAUAUGCAUUGUAGAAAUUUUUUUCUUGUCUCUCUCUUUUUUUUUUUCCCAAAGCAAGGAGAGAUGCAUCAGUCACAUGUUUGAGUGGAAACUGUGACUCGGAGCCAAAACUUUGAUGCUUUUUAAUUAUUUUUCCCAUAAAACGCAGCGCUGGAACAUUUUGCUUUCAAGUUGCGUGUCACGCUGUAUCCCUAAUCGCCGACUUGCCGUGUGCUAAACAUAGACUUGAAUAGGAAUAAUUGGUGUGCUUUUCCAGACGGGCCGACUUUCCCCUGAAAUACCCCCGUGCGGUGUCCGGUUCUCCUUCCAGGAGACGGUCAACACGGGCGGGCUGUCGGGGGGCCUUUUAUUUGUUACGGGAUACGUCCCAUACGCUCCGGAUUUGAUCAUCGAGUGUUUGUUGAAGUCCCCCUGGGUGGAUUUUUCUGGUAUUUUUGGGGUGUUUUUUUUUUUUAUUUUUUAUUUUUCCCUUGGCUGCUUCCGAGCUGGGACGUGCCCUUGCCGCCUGGCCCUGCCCUGCCUUGCUGGAGCCUCCUCGGGGCCAGCUCCUCUCCAGUCCCACGUCCCGAGGCAGAGCCGGGGCUGAGCUCGGGCUCUUGCCCCCUUAUCAACAGGACUCCUCCUCGGUCCUCGUCCAGCUGCUGCUUUUUUUAAGGAUUCCUUCUUCUGUCUGCGUGCUGUGUCUGUCCCGUGGCACCGUCGACACGGAGAGCGGAGCCGUGUCUCCGGCAGCCUCUCCUGUGCCAGAGCAGGAAAAGCUGAGGGCAGCAGCCUUUUGGGGUGGUGGCGUGGUGUCCUUGCAGGGCAGCUUUGUGGGGAAAGCCUGGCCGGUCUUUCUGGUGAGGAAAAUCCAGCUGUGGCCCAAAGUGCCCGCAUCUGAAGGCUUAUCCCGUCGCAGCAGCGUGCCCUGUAGUUAUCAGGGAAAAAUACGGCCCUUGGAGUGUUUGGGGGAACUCCGUGGGAUAUUUUGAGGGAUUAGGAAGGAAGCUGGUGGCAGCGAUGGGGCAUGGCACAGGCAGGGGCUGCAUCCUGCCUGCUCUCAGCCCCAGGCCCGCGGAGCUGCAGAGGGAUGUGGCUGGAGACUUGUGCUAGGGAUAGGAGAGUCCCGGGUCAAACGCAGGAGUGAUUGCCUGUGGAGUAGCCGCUUUAUUAACAGCGUGGAGCCUGGUGUUUGUGUCAGACGUUUGUCUCGUGUGCCUGCCUCGGUGAUGGGGCUGACUCGCCUGGCCCCUGCUGGGAAUUUGCAGCAGGGUGCUGGAGGCUCCGGUGAGGUGGCGCCGCCGGGGAGGGCUCCUCUGGAGCCGUGUCUGUGCCCAGCAAAGCACCAAGGCACCUGGGUGCGUUGUGCAGCCAGCCACAGCUCUCGGGUGUCGCUGCCAAGAAGGCAGGGCUCGCCCUUCUCUGCUUUUUGGGUGCAGGAGGGCUGAUGGCGCAGGUAGGUUUGAAAAAAAAAAAAAAGAAGAAACAAAAAAAAAAAAGUGACUCGUGGAGCUGGAAGCAGAACUUGCAUCUCUCGACUUGAGCACCUGUGGUUUAACUAGCUGCGUGUUUCCUUCCUCCUGCGAGGCUCGGGUCCCUCUGCAAGGGUGUCGUGGCUGUGGAGGCACCGGGGCUCCCUCUCCUGUGCCGUGGGGGCACGGCCAACGCUGGGCAGCGCAAAGAAGGGGUUUUUCACCAGGAAAUUCCUCUGCGGUGUUUACAGCUGGCGGCCCGGGGCCUCCAGAGCCGGCUGGGAGAGGCCCGAGGAUGGCAUUUACAGAGGCGUGGGGUGAGCUGAGGCCGUGCCAGAGUCCAGCUCCAGAAAUUUCGGGUAGAUAUGCCAGGCUCAGGCAGCGCUUUCAUCCCCACGAUCAACGCCAUCACGACCAGCCAAGACCUGCAGUGGAUGGUGCAGCCCACCGUCAUCACCUCCAUGUCCAGCCCCUACUCCCGCUCGCACCCCUACAGCCACCCGCUGCCACCGCUGUCCUCGGUGGCCGGGCACACGGCCCUGCAGCGGCCGGGCGUGAUUAAAACCAUCGGCACCACCGUGGGACGGAGACGAAGGGACGAGCAGCUGUCGCCCGAGGAAGAAGAGAAGCGAAGGAUCCGGAGAGAGAGGAACAAGCUGGCAGCUGCUAAGUGUCGUAACAGGCGUCGAGAACUAACAGAGAAACUCCAGGCGGAAACUGAGGUGCUUGAGGAGGAGAAGUCAGUGCUGCAAAAAGAGAUCGCUGAGCUCCAGAAGGAGAAGGAGAAACUGGAGUUCAUGCUGGUGGCUCACAGCCCUGUGUGCAAAAUCAGCCCUGAGGAGCGCCGGAGCCCACCCUCCAGCAGCCUCCAGAGCGUUCGGACUGGAGCGAGCGGAGCGGUGGUGGUGAAGCAGGAGCCUGUGGAGGAAGAGAUCCCGUCUUCCUCUUUGGUCCUUGACAAAGCCCAGAGGUCUGUCAUUAAGCCCAUCAGCAUUGCUGGAGGUUUUUAUGGGGAGGAGGCACUCAACACUCCCAUCGUGGUGACCUCGACACCAGCCAUCACUCCUGGCUCCUCCAACUUGGUGUUCACCUACCCCAAUGUCUUGGAUCAGGAGUCUCCUCUCUCCCCGUCCGAGUCCUGCUCCAAAGCUCACCGGAGGAGCAGCAGCAGCGGUGACCAGUCCUCGGAUUCCUUGAACUCUCCCACCUUGCUGGCAUUGUAAUCCCCCCGUGGCCCCCCAUUGCCAGUGUGUUACACCCCCCGCCCAGCUCCAUGGGGGGAGCCCCUCUCCAUGGGAUUAGAGACAGGCACAGGAUCGUUCAAGCACAAGGGCAGCAAGAACAAGGAUGGGGAAAUGCUGCAGCUCCAGGAAGGAGAGUGAGGACCAACGUCAGCUCCCUGGAGGCAGGAAACGGCAAGGGUGGGACUGACGCACCGGGACUGUUUGGAGAGGGCGACGUCCCCUCUGUAGGGACUGCCUAUGGAAACCUCUUCUCAACCGUAAUGGACUCGGGGAACACUCCUGGCCAGGACGGAAGGCGAGCUGCAGACAGUUGCUAGUCGUCCCUUUCCUUUGUGAAUUGAUCUGAUCGGUUAUGCUCUGUGCUUAGAUCAUUCUGGUUAGUUGACCUUACAAGUUCUUCUUUCCCCCUCUCUCUCUCUCUCUCUCUGCUUAUCAUUUCCAAUGUUGUCGAUCCCAUGACAUUUCAUCCAGUUGCUUUGAAGUCUAAAGGCUUGUUAGGAUCUUUCCUCUUGGGACAGGCUGUGGGAAACUUUGCCCGGGCGGGAGGGGGAUGGCCAGGAGCUGGUGGGGGGACCAAGAGGAGCCCAAGGGCUCAGUAGCAAGGGCAGAGCUCAUAACUGUGCCCUGUGGCACAGACACAGUGAACAGAGAGAGCGGGAGGCUCGUGUGGAAGCCUUUUUUUCUUAAAAAGUAGAUAUAUCUGUCCCCUGGGCUCCUCGAAAACCAAGUUAGCAUCUCAGGGCCAAAGUAGCACCAGAAAAGCUACUGGGUUGGCACUUACCAGUGUCUUUGGCAGGGUUUUAACCCCAACUUGGUAGAUACCAAAUCUGCUGCUGGACUCAUUGUUUACUUUUCCUGGGCUGCCUGCUCUCUCGAGAGCAUUGCAUCUUUCUCCCCGUCAGGGCUCCUGACUCAGAUGCUGAUCUCUUUCUGUCAGUAAAAUCCUCCCCUCCCCUUGGCCAUAUUCGCAGACCACGCUACCAAAAAAGUGGCGCCGUGUGCUGUAAAUCCAGGAGACUGGCAGCGGAUAAGGAGGUGAAACCACCUGGUUGUGCCCUCGCUGAGUUUUUCCUCAUUGGGAAACAAGGCAAUGCAGAUCCACACAGCUGGUACGGGCAGGUGGUGUUUGCUCAGAGCUCCUCAGUCUCUGAAGCUGGGGCGAAGGCAGGGGUCCAGCCUCCAGCACGGGCCUCAAGGAGCUCCUGACCAGGCAGCGGUGGCAUAGCUGAUCCCAUGGCCUGCUCAAGCAAAACCAGAGCUUCUGAUAACAUCUGGUGCGACUGGCAAAUUGACACUGGAAGGAAAUCAAUUACCAUUAUUUGCACCUCGGUCAUUGGCCUCUUUUAUGUUUUGCCAUGUAAUUGAUCUGGUUUUGUUGGGGUUGACUGGCCUGAAGAUCCGAAGCCAACCAGGGGGCUCUUCCUUCAGCUUUGGGUCCUUGUCUUCUCCAGCCACCUCUGGGCUUAGCGCUGAUGUUUGCUACUGAGAAGCGGUCCCGUGCGUGACCUGUUCCUGCCUGGAGCCAAGCUCAGGCCCUGGCGAUGUCAAGGCACUGAUGAACCAUGACCUUGUGCACACGAGGACUGCUCAGCUUGCCAGCUAAGCUGCUCAUGGGAUAGCUCUUUAGGCCAGGCUGUUGAAGCUGUGGUGGCAGCUAUUUAUUCUGAUGUGAGCUUUUCUUUUUUUCUUUCUUUACUUCUUUUCUUUUUUUUUAAUUGGCUGAAACUUCGGGUAUUUCUUGGUCAGGCUGGACCUGGAGAAAUGCAAUAUGCAAUGACAGGGCCAGUGCUGUGAGAUGCUAAACUGCUGCAGUCCCUGCCAACUCCGCUGGGAAUUAAUAGGGCUCAGUCUUGCAGAGCAAGACCUUUGCUCAGCAGGGCUGGAUUCCCUCAAACCCUGGCCAAUGCCUAUUCCUUGAGUCAUUUCAAAGUGACACUACUUUGGCUGUAAAGGUAGACUUUGUUUUCUUUUUCUUCCACCCCCCACCCCAAAAAAUUAUUACUAAUUUUAAACCCAGGUAUUUGCCAGAGCUGCCAGAAAUAUAAAGAUAUGAGCGAUCUUUUUCCUUUGUAAAACUGAUUCAGUAAUUCAGGCUUUUCCUUUCUUGCUUAAACAUUUCCAUCUUUAUACCAGUGCUAGAGGUUUCAAAUUGAGCUUAGUAAGUAAAAUUGAUACAGGAGUCUGUUUGUCCUUAAAUGAUAAUCAAAGCUUUUUCUUUUUUUUUUUUUUUUAAAUAAAGUAGACAUUAAAAUUUCGGUAGUUAGCACAGAGGAUCCAGUUCUCACGGGGUUUUAUGUAGAUGAUGUCACUUUAGGUGAAACCACUGUUUCUCUAAUUGUCUCUGUUCUGCCAGGUGCUUGUUUGGGCCAGUCUGCAUUGGGAAUGUAAGACUGCUCAAUAAAAUGUCUCUACAUGUCAUUUCCACCCAUUGUGGGCAGAAUGCAGCACAGACAAAUGGUGAAUCCUAAAGUGACACAGACAUUUUUGAGGCCAGCUGAUCAGGACUGCUGGCAGGUCAGGAGCAUUCCUGCUAGGGGCUUUAGGAAGUCAGCUGCCUCCUCAGACCUAGGUAAGCCUAACUCCUAGGGGGACAAUGAAAACAUCUGAAAUACUGUUGAUCCUCCGUAACAAAUAAUCUUUUAAUAUAUUGCUUGUCCCCUUUUUGCUUGCAGUUCAGGUGUGUUGACCAUCUUGUCAGCUGCGUAUCUGUCUGCUGGGCAAACAAGCACUUUUAGAGGUGUGAUUGCAAGUUUCUUGGAAAGGAAAAGGCUUAUCUAGCUCUGACAAGUAGGCAGGUGGCAUAAUCCAAUCGCAUUUCUGAAAAAAUCCUUAGGUGUGGCCUUCCCUGCACGCAAGCCCCGUAUCUGCCAGCCUCCAAACGCUAUCCCAGCAGAGAUGUUUGUUUUCACAUUUGGCCCUGUCCUCUGUGAUAGCCCCGGAUUGGUCUCUACAGGUUUCUUCAGCUUUUUUUUUUUCUCCUCCCCAGAUAGAAAGUUCUCAUCCUAGACAGGAAGGUUUCAAAUAAAGGGCCUUGCCGUUCACCUAUACCCUCUCCUAAUCCCUUUGGGAGAGGCGUGCAUCCCAAGGAAGGCUGUGAUUCCUACCUUUGCUUCUGCUCACUGAAUUGUUGCCAAAAGGAGCUGCUGCUGGCCCUUGCCCACUGCCUGUUGACUUGUCAUGGACCUUCUCAGAGGUGGGGCAGGAGCAUCCCCUUUCCUGUCCUGUGAGACUGAUGGGAGUGGUUUCAAACUGCCGAGAAAAGGGAAUCACUGUGCUGUCUGAAAGAGCCCUGAACACCUUGUGCCUCCCCGUUUUCUCCCUCAAGCCUCUUUGAGGAUGUCUGUGUUAGGACCGCUGGUCUCCUGCCUUCUGUAUUUUGUGGAUCAGCCUUAACUUUGUUUAGCUGUUGGCAGACAGGUACAGCUUGAAGUCUCCUGCUGUUUUGGUCUGGCUCUGCACACUUCUCUUCAGGUUUGCUGGUGUGCUUUUGGGAAUCUUCCCCACCCCUGAAAUGGUAUUUUCCUUGAGUACCUUACCUGACGCUUCCUAAACGUACAGGAAUUUCCUAAAUGUGCCUCCACGUUCUUCUGCAUGCUCUGGGGAUGCGGGAGCUGUUGUAACCAGCAUCUAACCAAAAGUUGUUGAAGUCAAUAGCAAAAGGCCCAGGGAAUUUCAGCUGGUGUUAGGCUGACCCCCUAGAGACUGGCCCAGUGAAGCAUCUAACGACACCUGAAGUUAAUCAAUGCCCAACUGGGAGGAGCAGUAGCAGCCGCACUGAAGGAAACAUUCAGCUUCUAGGUGAUGUUUGCCAUUCCAGUUUUGCCCUCGUUGUUCCUUCCCCCUCCCUGGUUGUGGCAUUGCUUUCAUCUAUUCCUUUCUUGUAGGUGUGGAGACUGGGUAAGUCUCAAAGUGCUUGUGGUGUGACGGGAUUUGGGACCAACCUGCUGGGGACAGUAGCUCUCUGUUGUGUUUUUAUAAUUAUUAUUUAAAUGAUCUAUUUAGUUCAUCUGAACCUUUAAUUUUGCUGCUUACUGUAUGUAGGAUCCACCUGGCCUUCAUCCUAAAUGAAAAACAAAAACAAAAAACCUAAGACACCCCCCCUCCCUGGUAUCUUAUUAUUUAUUGGCAGGCAGCCAUUUUGUGCCUGCUCCAGCAGAUCUGCCCGCCAUUAAUUUAACAUCCUCCCAACUCCCAUUCCUGGUGUUUGGUUGUUGCUUUUUUGCUUUUUGUUGUUGAUUUUUUUCUUUUCUCAUUCUAAAACAGACUUCUAAAAUGUAAGAAACCUUAUUAUUUUGACACUUACAAGUUCAUUUUCAUUAGGAAGGCCAAGUCAAACAUUUUAAGAGGUGGGGGGAACAAUCUACUUUUAUUUCUUAUUUAUUUAUCAUGUUUACAUCUUUUUUUUUUUCUGUUCGAGACUUGGAUAUAAUAAAGAAAGCAUUAAAAGUACUCCCAUCUUCUUCUUUUUUUUAGGAUAAUAUUUUUUUCCUAUUCUUUAAAUAAAAGAUUCUGGGUUUUGUUGUCUGUAUAAAAUGUAAAAAGAGAUAUGUUUCUAAAGAUGCAUUAUCAUUCCUCUGUGAACAGUAGGUGGAGUUGAGGACAAAUCUCAGAAUACAAGAUAAUAAUAAAAUCCCAUCCUGUUUUACUUAAUUGUUCCCCUCCUAUCCUGUAUGAUUAAAGGGUUAUUCCACUUUCUUGUUUGUGGUUACUUGAUAUUAAAACCAUAUUAAAAUGUGUAGAAAAUAGGUAUCCAAUUGUUUUUGCUCAGUGAGAGGAUAAAAUGUUGUAUAUAUCUUGAUAUACUGUGUAGUUCAAAGUAACAUCAAUAAGGGAUAGUGCAUCUUUAUUAGAGCGAUAAGUUACUAGUGUCACUAAAGUCUACUUUAAGAUCCUCAGAUAUAGAAAGGGCCUGAUUCUGAGUCCACUUUCCUGUGGAAGCUGAAAGCAUCAGCAGCAUUUCGCUGCUGCAAAGCGAGUGUCAGAGGUGGAAUCAAGCCUCAGCGAUUAGUAUCUGACCAUGAGGAUAAUUGAAGGUUUGGGGGCACCAUUAUCUUUUUUUCCUCAAAAGUUUUAGCUCAUGGUUUUUCUUUUUUUGUCUGCAGUGAAAUAGUUUCUGCCAAGGAGGUUCUUAAAGGUGACUGCUGAAUUGGGACCCUUCUUUGCUCGUUGUGAUCUUGGUAUCGUUCUUGCAGUCCUGGAGAAUCUCAGCUCUGAGGUGUUCUCUCUGGUGUUGUCUCUUCUCUGUUCUUGUUAUUUUACUGUAAUACAGGCCUACAGUAUUUGCACUAAAACAAAAAGCUUGUUAGAGAAAGCUUGCUGCUAUGAAAGAAAGAACAUAUUAAAAUGGUUUUGCUUUUACAAUUUUAACUGAGUAGCAUUUUGUAGAAUAAAAUCAAUUUAGAUUGAAAAGAAAAAUGACUUUUCUUUUUUCCUCUGCACUCCCUCCCCCAUACUCCUUUCUUUCUUUCCCGUCCCUAGGUGGUGUGAUGGUUUCCCCCCUCCCCUUCUCCUUUGGUGCUCAGUUGUAAUGAUUGGCUGUAUUGUUGACUAUGCUGCUGAGAGUUAUGACACUUGUAAAUCUUGUUUUAAUGACAUUGUGGACACUCUUUUGUAUAGCAAGAGCUAACUGGAGUUCUUCUCUCUCUGUUAAUUGAAGUCAUUAAAAAGCUCCCUUUGCCAUGAACAAUUAAAA
Anas platyrhynchos (mallard) is the source of this 8837-nucleotide messenger RNA. It is a transcript of the gene FOSL2, whose product is annotated as FOS like 2, AP-1 transcription factor subunit. Gene Ontology annotation, biological process: regulation of transcription by RNA polymerase II. The record is from RefSeq and is a predicted model, not a curated record. NCBI's taxonomy places the organism in Eukaryota, Metazoa, Chordata, Aves, Anseriformes, Anatidae. Gene Ontology annotation, cellular component: nucleus. Gene Ontology annotation, molecular function: RNA polymerase II cis-regulatory region sequence-specific DNA binding; DNA-binding transcription factor activity, RNA polymerase II-specific.